AUGGCAUGCCUGCAUGAGACUCGGACUCCCUCCCCGUCCUUUGGCAGCUUCAACACGAUCCUGACGGAGAGCUCCCUCCGCAAGCUGGACCCCGAUGCUUCGGACUGCACCCCCGAGAAGGACCUCACGCCCACCCAGUGUGUGCUGCGGGACGUGCUGCCGAUCGAUGGGGGUGGGGGCGGGGGCGGAGGUGGGGGCGGUGGGCACAGCCCCACCCCCAGCGAGGAGACGCACGACCAGUUUGCCAACAGCGUGCUGCAGCUCCACGAGAACGAGGCGGGAAGUGGCGGGGGCGGCGGGGCCGGGGCUGGGGCCGGGAAUCCGGAGGUGCGGCCCACCCGCUACCACGCCGACCAGGUGCGGAUCCACUGCCAGACAGGGAGCGGCUUCCUGGAAGGGCUGUUCGGUUGCCUCAAGCCUGUGUGGACCAUGAUCGGCAAGGCGUAUUCCACUGAACACAAGCAGCAGCAAGAAGAUCCAUGGGAAGUACCCUUUGAGGAGAUCAUGGACCUGCAAUGGGUGGGCAGUGGGGCCCAAGGGGCUGUCUUCCUGGGGCGCUUCCAUGGGGAGGAGGUGGCUGUCAAGAAGGUGCGAGACCUUAAGGAGACGGACAUCAAGCACCUGCGGAAGCUGAAGCACCCCAACAUCAUCACCUUCAAGGGCGUGUGCACCCAGGCUCCCUGCUACUGCAUCAUCAUGGAAUUCUGUGCCCAGGGCCAGCUGUACGAGGUGCUGCGUGCAGGGCGCAAGGUCACCCCAUCCCUGCUGGUCGACUGGUCCAUGGGCAUUGCCGGCGGCAUGAAUUACCUCCACCUGCACAAGAUCAUCCACCGCGACCUCAAGUCACCCAACAUGCUGAUCACUUACGACGACGUGGUGAAGAUCUCCGACUUCGGCACCUCCAAAGAGUUGAGUGACAAAAGCACCAAGAUGUCCUUCGCCGGCACUGUGGCCUGGAUGGCACCCGAAGUCAUUCGGAACGAGCCUGUCUCAGAGAAGGUGGACAUCUGGUCCUUUGGUGUCGUUCUCUGGGAGCUGCUGACGGGGGAGAUCCCCUACAAGGAUGUGGACUCCUCGGCCAUCAUCUGGGGUGUGGGCAGCAACAGCCUGCACCUGCCCGUGCCCACCAGCUGCCCCGACGGCUUCAAGAUCCUGUUACGGCAGUGCUGGAACAGCAAACCUCGCAACCGUCCCUCCUUCCGCCAGAUCCUGCUGCAUCUUGACAUUGCGUCUGCUGAUGUGCUGUCCACGCCACAGGAGACCUACUUCAAAUCCCAGGCUGAGUGGCGGGAGGAAGUGAAGCUGCACUUCGAAAAGAUCAAAUCUGAAGGGACCUGUCUGCAUCGCCUGGAGGAGGAGCUGAUCCACAGGCGGCGAGAAGAGCUCAGGCACGCGUUGGACAUCCGGGAGCACUACGAGCGCAAGCUGGAGCGGGCCAACAACCUCUACAUGGAGCUCAACUCGCUCAUGUUGCAGCUGGAGCUCAAGGAGAAAGAGCUGCUGCGGCGGGAGCAAGCUCUGGAGAAGAAGUACCCGGGGCUCUUCAAGCACCAUCCCUCCCGCAGCCUUCUGCACGGCAACACAGUGGAGAAGCUGAUCAAGAAGAGGAACGUGCCUCAGAAGCUCUCGCCGCACAGCAAGAGGCCUGACAUUCUGAAAACGGAGGUGCUCAUGGACCCAACCCUGCCCCAGCUGGCCAUCCCUGUGUGCCAGAAAGGCCCCCCCUCCCCUGGGCGCAGCCGCCGAGCCAAGUCGCGCUACCGCAAGGUCAGCACCCGGGGCAGUUGCGGAGAGCUGGCGGAGCCGGCCGGAGCCAAGCGCCUGGAGCCCUGCGCGGCCUUGCGGGGGCUCCAACACGACCUGCUGCUGCGCAAGAUGUCUUCCUCCAGCCCUGACCUCAUCUCCACGACACUGGGAGCCGAGGGCCGCAAGGGGGCAGCCGGGCCCGAAUCCCCGCCUGCGGAGCAGCCUCGCAGCGAGACGCCCAGUGAAGAUGCAGCCUCUGUGCCCUGCUCUAGCAGCCCCGAGUCACCCUCCUCCCGGCAGGGCGCGGUCGGGCCCCCGGGAAAGGCGAGGCUGCAGCCCGGAGAGGAGGCCGAGCGGGAACACGGCCGGGGCAGCCGGGCAGGGGCCAUGCCACAAUCCCAGCACCUCACGCCAGCGGCCAUGUUGUAUCGGGCAGCUGUCACCAGGAGUCAGAAGCGCGGCGUCUCCUCAGAGGAGGAGGAAGGCGAGGUGGACAGCGAGGUAGAGCUCCCCCUCCGGCAAAGAUGGCCCCAGGCUAUGAGCAAACGGCAGUCGCUCUCCACAUUCAGCUCGGAGAACUUCUCGGAUGGAGACGGUGAGGAGGGUACGGGCAGUGAAGGUACCACGGCCUCCCACAGCGGGGGCACGCCCGACGUGGCCAGCACCAACACGGAUGAGCGGCUGGACGCCGAGCGCUCUGACGAUGACAUUCUGGGGCACUCUGACGGCCUGUCUGAGAAGGAAGCUGCCAUUCGGCUCGUCAAGCGCCAGCUCAGUGCUGAGCAGAAUGCUGGAGAGGACCCAGCUGCCUACGAGGACUCGGACUGCGACAGUGCUGAGCUGGACCAUUCAGGCAGUGGGGAAGUGCAGAGACUCCCUGACACGCCCCCUUUGUGAUCUCACCCACUGGGUUUCCCUUCCUGGGUUGUACAGCUCCCCAAGCCCUUCUCUGCACCACCACUUUCUCCCCAGAUAUUUAUAUAAAUAAUCUAUAAAGCUCUAUAUAAAUCUAUAUUAUCUCAUAAUCUCUGGAAGGAGAGCCAGCACGCCUCGCCUCCCCCCCCCCGCCCCCACUCCCGCUCCCGCAUUCUCUCAGACUGGGGUGGCGGUGGUCGAGGGUCACUUCCUGCCGUUCGGGCUUGCCGUUUUCACUUGGGGCAGCUGGAG
Molecule: messenger RNA, 2913 nt
Organism: Varanus komodoensis (Komodo dragon)
Lineage: Eukaryota; Metazoa; Chordata; Lepidosauria; Squamata; Varanidae
Gene: MAP3K12
Product: mitogen-activated protein kinase kinase kinase 12
Exons: 13
Coding region: 1-2643 (880 amino acids)
Biological process (GO): JNK cascade; protein autophosphorylation
Molecular function (GO): JUN kinase kinase kinase activity; ATP binding
Source: RefSeq, a predicted model, not a curated record